UUUUUCCGUGCCUUGGCUGUGUGCCACUCGGUCUUGGCAGAUAAGCCUGAGCCACAGGAGCGCCCUUAUCACUUGGAGUAUAAGGCUGAGUCUCCAGAUGAGGCGGCGUUGGUUGCUGCUGCGCAGGAUGUUGGCUUUCCUUUUGUGGGCAAGCAGAGGGACACAAUUGACAUUGAAGUGCUUGGCCAACCUGAACAGUUCACGCAUAUGAAGACACUCGAGUUCUCUGGCGCACGUAAGCGCAUGAGCGUCAUCGUCCGUGCAUCAGAUGGACGCCUCAUCUUAUACUGCAAAGGAGCGGACAGCAUCAUAUACGAAUGGCUUGCCGAGGAUGUGGACCCUGCUUUGAAGGAGAAGACGACCAAGGACAUGGACUUUUUCGCUAAUGGUGGUUUGCGCACGCUCUGCAUUGGUUAUAGAGUGCUCGAGGAAGACGAGUUCUUGAGGUGGGUGCAGACGUAUGAAGAUGCUCAAUCGGCUAUCGACAACACCACCACCACCACCAAUGACCACCUCGCUGCAUCCAAUGCCACCAGCGCCAUGCGCAAACGCCCAACGCACGCCAGCAAGUGCUGA
Molecule: messenger RNA, 576 nt
Organism: Suillus fuscotomentosus
Lineage: Eukaryota; Fungi; Basidiomycota; Agaricomycetes; Boletales; Suillaceae
Exons: 1
Biological process (GO): phospholipid translocation
Cellular component (GO): plasma membrane
Molecular function (GO): nucleotide binding; ATPase-coupled intramembrane lipid carrier activity
Source: RefSeq, a predicted model, not a curated record